AAGUAAACUUACAAAAAAUUCGUUUAAAUUUUCGAUUUAAAUUUUGAUUCAUGUCAUAAAAAACCGGUUCAGUGUUAAUUGACGUCCAGUCUUGCAUGCAUUAAAAUGGCGAAAAAAUUCAAAUUUUCAAUAAGACGUGGCUCAAAAUUGAAAUUAUUUCUACUUAUUUUGAUUUUCUUGAUGAUAGUGAUGUGGACCUUGCUGCAUUUGUUAAUCUUGCAGAAUAAAAAGUUAACUUACCCGUACAAAUUCAAAUCGCAAUUUUCCGGCGAAUAUAAACCAAAACAUCAAAAAUUAGAUUUCAGUUAUUUGAACUUGUUUAAAUUGAAUAGUUCAACAACCAGCAACUUUGACAACAUCCACUGCGUAACCACUUCGACUUCACCGUCCUUCACAAUUUGCAUUUACUCUGAACUGGUGGAUGAGUUCAUAUCGAGAGAUCUGCAGAGUACUGGCGUCUGGGAACCUGAAAUCACUGAGUUGAUGCAAGAGGCUUUAAACACAGAUAGAAGCAGUAUAUUAAUAGAUAUCGGGUGCAACAUUGGUUACUAUUCCCUACUUGCUACUGUCAUGUCACACAGAGUUAUCGCUAUAGACCCCGUAUACGAGAGUCUCAAACGUUUGUAUAAGUCAAUAGAAUUGAACGGUAGGGGCGUGGACCCUUACAAAGUGAUGCUGCUGCUGAAUGCAGUGGCAGAGGAGAGGGGACUGGCCACUGUCCGCAAGAGUGGGAGCAAUCAGGGGGAUGCCCAGGUGGAAAUGCAGGUGAAAGAGUGUCAAGGUUCAUGUCCGCCGAUAGUUAAGACGAUCGUAUUAGAUGACCUGACCUACAUUCUGAACGAACCGACCCACAUUAUACCCGCAUCGUUUUCCCGACCGACCAAUAAAAUCGCAGAUAAUGGGGUCAACGGCGUCGUCAUCAGCAGAGCCAGUGGCGGCGAUAGUAGUAGUGAUGAAGGAGUGAUGGAAGGAAGGUUGGAAAGAAGGAAGAGGUCGGUGGGUGGAGGGGAUGAAGUUGCAGUUGGAAGGAAGCUGUUGCGCAAUAAAAAAGCUGCCGCCGACGAUGAUGAUAAUGGUGAUGGUGGUGAUGAUGAUACUAAUGGUAAUAAUAAUAGUAAUAAUAAUAAUAAUAAUAAUAAUAAUAAUAAUAAUAAUAAUAAUAAUAAUAAUAAUAAUAAUGAUAAUGAUAAUGAUAAUGAUAAUGAUAAUGAUCUCAGAAAUAGUGUUAAUGACAUGAUAAGCAGCAAAGGUAAAAAGCUUUACGCUGACAAUGAAGAAAUCAUCAUCGAUAGAAGUGCACUACGCACUGCAAAGAAUAACAAUAACCAGAACUUCCCCGAUAACAACAAUAACAACAACAAUAACAACAACAACAACAACCUCAACAACAAUAUCAUUAACAGCAACAAAAUUAACGAUAGUAUCAACAACAACAUUAAUAGAAACAAAAAUAUGAAUGACAAACUUAAUAGAAAUCUCGACAACAUCAUCGACAACAGUCGAAAUCACAAAAUAAUUUUGAACAACAACAACAACAACAACAACAACAAAAACAACAACAACAAACAAAGUAGCAACAACAACAACAACGUUAACAUCAACAACAAAAACAAGCUAAACAAAAACAAAAUCAUCAUUAAAGUGGAUUCUCAGGGAUUCGAGCACAGAAUUUUUUCGAAGAGUCACGUGAUCUUCGACUUGAAUGACGUCACCUACGUCUUCAUGGAGUGGUACAGCACCGCUCGCCUCCACCAUCUCUUUAAUAGAACCGGCGAACCACUGAAAGACGAGACAUACAAGAAGCAAGCAAGCACAAUGCUGGAUGAACUGAUGGUUGACCAAAUGAUUGGUUUCUUUUUUGAACGUGGAUACAGGCCAUUCAGCAUAACGUCACCAACCAUGGGCUUCGCAUUGAAUCCACAAUCGUGGCAUCACUGGCCACACGACAUUUUGUGGUGCCGUCUGUCCGCUACGAAUCUCUUCAACAAGCUAACAAAACGAUACUUAAAGAGUUAAUUCAGAAAUAACGAGACGAGAUUUAAAGAACUGGCCCAGGAAUAACGAGACAAUAUUUUCAACAACUAGUUUAAAUAGCAAAAAUGAGAUUUAGUAAAAUAGUUCUACAUGACGAAACAUUGUUUGACAAAACUGUUCCGAAAUAACAAAGCCAUAAUCAAUUGAUUAAUUAAUUAAUUCUAUAAAUUGACAAAUCGAUACUGGAGGAAACAAACAGAAAUUUCAAUUAACAAGACGAUAUUAAAAUAAAUACGUUUACCAAAUA
Messenger RNA from Helobdella robusta, 2281 nucleotides. RefSeq lists its product as hypothetical. Lineage: Eukaryota; Metazoa; Annelida; Clitellata; Rhynchobdellida; Glossiphoniidae. The record is from RefSeq and is a predicted model, not a curated record. The transcript has 7 exons. The coding region runs from base 106 to 2016 and encodes 636 amino acids.